Messenger RNA from Psammomys obesus (fat sand rat), 912 nucleotides. RefSeq names its product transmembrane epididymal protein 1 (gene Teddm1). The transcript has a single exon. The coding region runs from base 1 to 912 and encodes 303 amino acids. Lineage: Eukaryota; Metazoa; Chordata; Mammalia; Rodentia; Muridae. The record is from RefSeq and is a predicted model, not a curated record.
AUGGGAGACUUUAUUGGUCAUAUUUGUCCAGGCUUGUUCCUGAUCUUCUACGGACUGUAUCAGGCAAUAAUGGUCUCCAGAGCUGUGAUAUUCAACGACUCUCUUUUGUAUCCAUCAUACCUUUCUAAGGGAAGGUGGGCCAGGCUGUGGCAAAUAGCCCAAGCGGGCUGGUUGAAGAUAGUGUCUGGCUCCCUCUUGAUAGUGUACGAGAACAGCUGUGUUAAAGAUGGGCUAAAGAUUAUGUCCAAAGGGAUGCCACCAAGGUUUAUGUACCCCAAGGAGUGGCAGCACCUCACCAUGUUCACCCUCCUCAUCCUGGACGGUUGUGUAGAAGUGGUGAGCAAGAGCGUGCUGCGGCAGAGGUGCGUGGUCCUAGAAAGGGGUUCCACAGUCCUGGGCAUCUACAUUCUCCUGCUGCUGCUGGUGUCUCACGUUAAGGACUCAUCUGGGGUGGAGCUGCAGGUUCACUCCCUCCUCAUCCUGGUGGUGUUCCUGCUGAUGCUGGUGUUGACGGCAGAGCUGUGGGCGCCUGAGAUGUUUCACCUCUGGAUGAUGGAGACCUUCCUGUUCCUGAUCAUGGGCUCAUGGCUGAUUCAGGCAGGCUUUAUUCUAUUUAGACCGGUCUCUGGCUUCCCGUGGGAAGACGAUGACAUGAGUGACAUCAUGUUUGUCACCACCUUCUUCUGCUGGCAUGUGAUGAUCAAUGCCUUGUGCCUGUUGGGAAUCUAUGGCAUCUCUUCCUUUUGGCACCAUUGUUACAGUCCCAGCUUGAGGCUGAUGGGGUCCAAGGAAGUGCUGUAUCACGAGAGCUCUUCAGGAAGCUUCUACAAGCUGCUGCCAGAGGCAAAGCAGCAGGACAAAGACGAGCAGGCUCUUCUCCUUUCAAAGAGCUCUUCCUGUGACCGGGCCUAG